Grus americana (Whooping crane) is the source of this 2559-nucleotide messenger RNA. RefSeq lists its product as uncharacterized. The record is from RefSeq and is a predicted model, not a curated record. The coding region runs from base 1 to 2559 and encodes 852 amino acids. NCBI's taxonomy places the organism in Eukaryota, Metazoa, Chordata, Aves, Gruiformes, Gruidae. The transcript is spliced from 14 exons.
AUGAGGAUGAUGAAUGGACUCUCACACAAGGGGACGCUGAAGGAGACGGGACUGUUUAGCCUGGAGAAGGCCCAUGGGGAUGUUAUCCUAGCUCUACCUGGAGAUUAUUUGGAAGAGGAGAAGGAAGACGACGACGAUGAUGAAAAAAACACUAAUGUUGAACAAAGACUUGAAUCCAGAUUUGGACCCCAUUACUUUACCACUCUCACACAGAGCCAGAGUGAAGAACCACCUUUGGAUGUGUCAGACAGCGCUGACAGGCUUCAAAGGAACACAGCUCAAGAAACCAGCCAAGAAGAUUUUAAAGUAAAUGUAAUGCUUGCUGUAUCAUGUACAACUCUUGUCUGCUCCCUAACAUUUUUUAUAUGCUGUUGUGUGGCUUUUGUCAAGUACAGAAUGGCAGAAAGCUCCCUAGGCAUCUGGCUCCUGGCCUCUGCUGGAGACAGAGCACUGGGACAGAUGGACCCACGAAAUGAACUCACUCCGACAUUUGUUCUCAGCAGUGAGCUGCGGGCCAUGCAGCUCGUUCCAGAUGAGGCAGAUCUGGUCAUCACAGCCCAGAGAGCCCAGGAAGUCUCUCAGCAGGCGGCCGCCGUCGGCGGGAGAAUGAUGCGCCCCAGCAGCUGCUUCGGCGCGUCCCCCUGCCCCCUCGACGGCUCCGCGGGUGGCGGCUGCCAGCGGCCUCGCUGCCAGUACCGGCACGAAGCGUCGCGCCAUGGGGAGCCGCCCUCAGCCGGGCCGAGGCCUGCCCCCUACCAUUCCCAGGGUCUCUCUCUCUCUUCUGUAAUGAAUGAAAAUGAAAAUGCUAAGCAGCAGUGUCAGCCAAUAGAAGUAUCUCCAUGUGAAAAUCAGGAUGGAAAUUCAAAGAUGUCUCCAUUUAGGAGUAGAAAUGUAUUCACAAAGAGGCCAAGAAACUCUUCCCCAGUGAAACUUGAAAUAAAACUGCAAGAAUCUGAUGAUGAAUGUGAUCUUAUCAUUGAUGUUCCACCACUAGUUGUUAAUAAAAAGCCAAGAAUAAGUAGGAAAUGUACAAAUGGGAAGAGGGACAAAGAACUGGCUUCUGUAAUGCAUGCAGAAUUACAUGAUAGUGCGAUAGUAGACAUUCUUGGACGUGCAGGAGAAGAAUCAGAGAGAAUGAUGAUUUUGCAGAAAAGUGGCAAAGGUUUAAAUAACUAUGAAAAACUGGACAUGGUUUCUCCAAAAGCAAAUGAGAUGUAUUUGCCUGAUGUAAAUACUGAUAUAUUGAAGGUUUUGGUGGAAAGAGAUGCCCUUGCUUAUACUGAGGACAAACGUGUAUCUUCAGCUGCUUUUUUUGAGGCAGACAUACAGAAGGGAAUUUUGCAGCAAGGGAAUGCAGAAACCAAUGUAUUAGUCAAACCAUUUGUUCAGGAGCGUACUACUAAUGAAGACUGUCUGAGCAGUGGAAGAGUAACACAGUCUGUCUUGUGUACUGGUCGGUCCUCAAAAGAUGAAACCAUAAUUGAAAGACCUUAUGAGGAAAUAAUAGUAAAUACGGAGAAAAGGCAGAGCAUACAAGAAAAUGGGGGUAAUGAUAGCCCAAAAGAUACAUACCCAUAUCCAGCUUCUUAUUUAAACAAGAAAGGAAGUGAAAAAACUCUGCUGAGCUCAUCUGUUGAGGAAGUGGAACCCAGUGAGGAAGAGACAGAGCUCUCUGAAUCAGAUGAUCCUUUAGAGGAGUGUCGGAGAAUUUUUGAUGAGUUUGAAAGAGAAAUACAAAAGAAGAACAGUGAUAAGCAGGCCCAUAGAGGAAAUGCAGAUCUCAAUUUAUUAGAAACCAAAGUAAAUCUUACUGGACAAAAAAGAAGAAUUGCACACAGAGCAAAAUUUGAUGGUCAUGAUGCAGGAAUUCAGCAGGCAAUGGAGUUUGGAGCUGCAGUUAAAAGAGGACAAGAUUUUAUUGCUACAACUCCUGAGCAGAAGAAAAUUACGUCUGGAUUGUCGGCUACUCAAUUUCAAAGCAUUGGACCAAUGGCCUCUUUAAAUUUGGUUGAAGUUCACCCCAUUAAAAUCAGCAGUGGUCAACUGCAUAUACUGCUGGGAGGAAACGUUGCAACAGCAAUGCCCUGUGGACUUUCUGUUAGCUCAUUCAAAAGGACUGCUCUUGUGCCAUGCAAGGUUUCUACUCAGAGAAGGCCUUCCAUUCCUGAAUCAGGAUCCAAAGUACCAUUUGAGACAAGACAGCGAUAUAUUGGGCUUUUUUUGGCAGAAUGCUUCAAAAUGUGUGGCACAGUGAAUGAAGCUAUUGACAAGGCCCUGAUAGAAGAGCAAUCUGUUUAUGAUCGUUGUGGCAGUAAAAAAAUGUACCUGAAUUUUGCUGUGAAGACUCUCAAAAAGCUGAGAGAUCACGGGCAACUUAGUAACAGCAGAUCUUCCAGUGGCACUGGAUCCAUAAAGUCAGAGGAAGAGAAAGCUUUCAAAAGAAUGUGCUGUAGAUGUGGUGAAGUAUAUGCUAUUACUUCUUCAGGAGAACAUAGACGUAAAGAAGAAUGCAACUACCAUUCCGGUAGAGUAUUGGAACAAAAAGGCAGGUAUCCUUGA